AUGAAGAUUUUUAUUUAUGGAAGUUUUAUUCUUAGUUGGUUAAGUAUUUAUGUUUAUUCAUUUGGUCAUUCAUUAUUACCACUUUUUUAUCUUGAUCCAUCAUAUAUAAAUAUAAAUCAUGGUUCAGCGCCCAAAUAUGUUCAUGAAAAACUUCAAGAAUAUCAAUUAGAAGCUGAACAUAAUUCUGAUCGAUGGUUUUGUUUAGAUGUUCAAGUUGCAAUGGAAAAAUUACGACAAAAAUUAAAUAAAUAUGUUAAUUGUGAUCCAGAUGAUCUUGUUAUAGUUGAUAAUACAUCCGCUGCCAUAAAUUCAAUUCUUAAAUCAUUAAAAUUAAAAUCGAAUGAAACUAUUUUAUAUUAUAAUGUUGCAUAUGGAAUGGUUAAAUUAACAUUAGAAUAUGUUUUAACAGAAAUUUUUACACAAGAACAAAUUAUUCAAAUCGAACUUGAUCAUCAAACAAUACAAAAUACAGAUUUAUUAUUAAAAAAAAAAAAAAACUCAAAAUACAAUAAAUAA
Messenger RNA from Rotaria sp. Silwood1, 516 nucleotides. NCBI's taxonomy places the organism in Eukaryota, Metazoa, Rotifera, Eurotatoria, Philodinida, Philodinidae. The record is from the annotation of a GenBank genome assembly.